AUGGACGCCCCGCUCCCGCGCAUACUCACCUUUGCCGCCUCGGCACCGUAUGAGCUCGUCGCCCAGGGCGCCGAGGCCCGCGUUUAUCGCACCACCUAUCUGGCGCCCGAUCGGCCCUGCGCCCUCAAGUUCCGUCCGCCCAAGGCCUACCGUCACCCCGUCCUGGACGCCCGUCUGACCCGCCAGCGCAUCCUGGCCGAAGCCCGCAUCCUCAACCGGUGUCGCCGCGAGGGCGUCUGCGUGCCGGCUCUGUAUGCGGUGGACGUUGUGGGCGAGGACGAGGGAAAGGGCGCCCAAGGCGGCAGCUUGCUGACUGAGUGGAUCGAGGGCGCUCCGGUGCGCGUCUGCCUCAACGCCUGGCUCGAUGACCAUGCGGCAGACACCGCAGAUGCGGCCACGCUCGCGUCUGACCCCGAUCUCGUUAGUCUCAUGCGGCGCAUCGGCUCGGCCGUCGGCCAGCUUCAUCGCGUCGGCAUCGUCCACGGCGAUCUGACGACGAGCAACCUGAUGCUGCGGCCAGAUGCUACCACUGCUUCCGGACACCUCGACGGCGACGUCGUCGUCAUUGAUUUUGGCCUCGCUAGUCAGAGCUCCUCGGACGAGGACCGUGCCGUUGACCUCUACGUCCUCGAACGCGCCUUUGGCAGCACCCACCCGCGCGCCGAACAUCUCUUUGCCGAGAGUCUGCUGGCCUACGAGGCCGCCUUUAAGCAGGCCAAACCGGUGCUUCGCAAGCUCGAGGACGUCCGCAUGCGCGGCCGCAAGCGGAGCAUGUUGGGGUGA
Grosmannia clavigera kw1407 is the source of this 783-nucleotide messenger RNA. RefSeq lists its product as uncharacterized. Lineage: Eukaryota; Fungi; Ascomycota; Sordariomycetes; Ophiostomatales; Ophiostomataceae. Bases 1 to 783 code for a protein of 260 amino acids. Gene Ontology annotation, molecular function: ATP binding; protein serine/threonine kinase activity. Gene Ontology annotation, cellular component: cytosol; EKC/KEOPS complex; nucleus. The record is from RefSeq and is a predicted model, not a curated record. Gene Ontology annotation, biological process: protein phosphorylation. The transcript has a single exon.